GUCGCAGUGACAGUAUGAAGAGCAUGAUGUCUGGAGGUGGAAGUAGCUCCAUGUCUGGGGGAACCAGCAUGGUGAUGUCGGGGGGGAAGCCCGGGAAGUGGCAGACGGUCCAGAGUCACAUGCAGACCGGAGGACUCAGACCCAAAAGCUUUGGGGAUUCAGUAGGGGCUCUGUCCUCUGCUUCCACCCUGGAUCCCAUCCCCUCUGCUGGGACGCUGGCCCGGCCACGCACCCUGCUACGCCAGCAGAGUCUCCAGCAGCCUCUCAUCCACCCACCCGUCCCAAGCCUCCUCACCCACCUACCACCCACCUCCUCCCAGAGCCUGGGUCAGAUACACCAGGUUCCCCCACUGGGGCCCAGCCAGCCAGGGGGAGGCGUGGGCAGUGGGGGAGGAUGUGGAGGAACGCAACGAGGCCCCAGGGGGGUGCGAGGGAGCCCGGCGGGGGCAGGCGCCUCACGGUACAGGGGAGGAGGAGGAAGAGGUAACCCUGGGUCCUGGGAUCACAUGAUGGGCCAGUUGAAAAACAGAGGCCUGGAUGCCAAGUCCUUCCUCGAAGGGAAGAUUGUGGUUCUGUCUUUGGCUAUUGGUUUGGCUGAGCAAGAUGACUUUGCCAAUAUCCCUGAUCCAAUCACCUCCAUGCAGGAAGCACCACCAGCCAAUCAGGAAGCACUUCCUCCUCCACCUGACAAGAGGGGCGUGGGCAACAAGCCAUGCAACAGUCCCAAGGGCCACCCCCCCGACGGACAUUCCUCAGUCACCGAUCUGGCCAACUCUCUCACCGGAGACAUGGUCAUGCUGUCCCCGGGAUCAGAGGAUGACGAUGGUGAAGGUGCUGUCAGUGAGAAGCUGGGACGGAUCCAGUUCUCUGUUGGUUACAGCUUCCAGGACUCCACUCUGACCGUCAAGAUCCUAAAGGGCCAGGAGCUACCAGCCAAGGACUUCUCUGGGACCUCUGACCCCUUCGUCAAAAUCUACCUGCUGCCUGACAAGAAGCACAAACUGGAGACCAAGAUCAAGAGGAAGAACCUCAACCCUCACUGGAACGAGACCUUCCUGUUCGAAGGUUUCCCAUACGAGAAAGUGAGGGAGAGGACUCUGUACCUGCAGGUGUUGGACUUUGACCGGUUCAGUCGCAACGACCCCAUCGGGGAGGUUUCCAUCCCUCUCAACAAGCUCAGUGACCUGGGACACAUGCAGACCUUCUGGAAGGAACUCAAACCCUGCAUGGAUGGAGCUGGGAGGCGAGGGGACCUGCUGGUGUCUCUGUGCUAUAACCCAACAGCCAACACCAUCACUGUGAACAUCAUCAAAGCACGCAAUCUCAAAGCCAUGGACAUAGGAGGAACAUCGG
Molecule: messenger RNA, 1353 nt
Organism: Oncorhynchus mykiss (rainbow trout)
Lineage: Eukaryota; Metazoa; Chordata; Actinopteri; Salmoniformes; Salmonidae
Source: RefSeq, a predicted model, not a curated record